AUGGAGGCCCCAGUGGAAGGUUUUGACUGCCACUGGAACGUGUAUGCGCAACAGCUCUUCAGGCGAGGAUUAGGCUAUCCUCUAUGGGAUCCCGAACCCAGGGUAGAAGAAGGCGAGGUACUGAUUGGCGAUGUCGGAUAUUUGGACGAGGGAAGAUUCUAUCGUAUCUGCAAUGCAAUGAGAGACGCCAAUGACAGUACACAAAUCUGUGUCCCUCCGGGAUUUAAGAAAUUGGAUCUCAGGUCGACACCAAGAGCCGAGGCAACUGCCGUCCCUGAAGGACCCCUCUUCAGUCAAACUGUCCAUCGUGUCAUGGAAAAAGGCACAGUAGGAUCCCAUGGCGCCAACGUGGCCUUUCAAUGCGUAUGUACUGGCCAACAAGGCGCGUUGGCUAUCCUCGGUACACCUGGCAAGCACGAAGUUAUGCAGCAAUCUCGCGAGAUGGUGGAACACAUGAAGGAGAACAUAGAUAUCUGGCACCUUGGUGCGACCUUGAGCGGUAUAGGUGCGCGCGACAUGGUCGCCAUCGAGGACAUACUGUUUGUUCGAGGGUGGGUCAAAACCAGUUGUUGGGCUGCCGUGGCCUUCGCCGAAGACAGCAGGGGUGAGAAGCUUACUUUCAACGGCGAUUUGGGCCUCCCUGCAUAUGCCGCUUUUGAGACGCAACGAGGGAGGCGUCCAACCUCGGAGGAAGCUCUCUCUAAUUCGGUCGUUGAUACAGAGCCAGUAGAAGACGAGUCAGAUGGCAAUACCGACCGAUCCAAGCCAUACGACCCUGUCGUUUUUAUUCUGGACUACAUACUGAAGAACUCCGAGGCGAAUGUUGCGAUCGCUAGUGAUUUCGACUUGAUACGCUUGUGUAAGGGUCGAACUGACGAUGAAUACCCAAUUCCUGAUGAUAUACCGAAAUUCUUGGAAGAAACCAAGCCUCCCGUUAACGUCACUGAGGAUGGACUCGGCACACUAUUUGAUGAGGCUACCGAGAUGCACCUCGCGACUGAAGGCUGA
Molecule: messenger RNA, 1008 nt
Organism: Fomitopsis serialis
Lineage: Eukaryota; Fungi; Basidiomycota; Agaricomycetes; Polyporales; Fomitopsidaceae
Exons: 7
Coding region: 1-1008 (335 amino acids)
Source: RefSeq, a predicted model, not a curated record